GCAGGAGGCGGUCCGGGGGCUGCCUCGCUUCUGUCGGUUGUUUUUCGCUUGCUGCCUCCGCGCUUUAAAUAGCCAGGACGCGACGCCGCGUGAGGAGCCUCUUCUCUCCGCCUAGCUCGGGGGAUUAACCACGCCGCAUCGCAGCAUCGACGGCCGAGCGCCAGCAAGGGCCCACGAUGUCCAGUGAAGUGCAGAGACCGGACGACAGCCCCAGCACCAGCGGGGGAAGCUCUGACAUUGAACAGCGGGAGUCGGUACCGCCGGAACAGGAGCGCGAGCAAGCACAGCCCAAAAAGAAGGAGACCAAAAUCUCGAGUAAAACCGCUGCUAAACUCUCAACUAGUGCUAAAAGGAUUCAAAAGGAGCUCGCUGAAAUUACAUUAGACCCCCCUCCAAACUGCAGCGCGGGCCCCAAAGGAGACAACAUCUACGAGUGGAGGUCCACCAUCUUAGGACCACCUGGCUCCGUGUACGAGGGAGGCGUCUUCUUCCUGGACAUCGCCUUCACGCCCGACUACCCCUUCAAACCUCCCAAGGUGACGUUCCGCACGAGGAUCUAUCACUGCAACAUCAACAGCCAGGGCGUGAUCUGCCUGGACAUCCUGAAGGACAACUGGAGCCCCGCCCUCACCAUCUCCAAGGUGCUGCUGUCCAUCUGCUCCCUGCUCACAGACUGCAACCCAGCCGACCCCCUGGUGGGCAGCAUCGCCACACAGUACCUGACCAACAGAACCGAGCAUGACAGGAUAGCCAAGCAGUGGACCAAGAGAUACGCCACAUAGACCACGCCCCCUCUUUGUCGUGAGCCACGCCAUCCUUUACAUGCGUUCUCCUCCCUUCACCGUACCGCUCUCUACCUCUUUCUCGCCCUCCUUCUGUCGAAGCACACUCACUAAGUGCAUCAGAACACCUGAAGCCCUCCUCCUCCUCUUCUUUACCCGCUCUUCUUCCUUCUCCACAUUUUAUCCAACUUUUGUGUGUUCGGGGAAAAAAAAAAAAAAAAAAAAGUUAAUAAUAAACAACACAAAAAUGUCCUUUUUUUCUGUUCCUUGUUGACUUGAAAGCUUCUUUUUUAUACAAAUAGUAGAUUGGGAUUUUGAAUUUCCAAUAUGUGAAUGUUGGAAGCCAUUGUAUUGGAACACACACACACACACACUAUGUAUUCUCAUUUUCUGUGUGGCAUCUAGAACAAACAUGCAUACUGUAUGCUUUUACUUUCUUCGUUUUUUUGUCCUCUGAGUACGUUACCCGCAUGGAUCAGGAAGGUUUGCGUGGAUGGAAUCUCCGUGCUUUUUAACUUCCUCUCGUUUUGUUUGUACUGUAUGUAUUUUUUCAACAGCUUUUGAGGCAGACCACCAACUAAAAGCAGAGGUCUGCCUGUGAAAGAGGCAGGACUUGUAUAUUUACUGGCUACCCGCCACCCCUGCUCUUUGCAGAGUGGUUUGUUGUGCACUUGUAUUACUGAAACACCCAAUAAAACACACUGUGGUUGGCUUGUGA
Molecule: messenger RNA, 1500 nt
Organism: Nerophis ophidion (straightnose pipefish)
Lineage: Eukaryota; Metazoa; Chordata; Actinopteri; Syngnathiformes; Syngnathidae
Product: ubiquitin-conjugating enzyme E2 E2
Exons: 6
Coding region: 177-782 (201 amino acids)
Biological process (GO): protein polyubiquitination
Cellular component (GO): nucleus
Molecular function (GO): ubiquitin conjugating enzyme activity
Source: RefSeq, a predicted model, not a curated record